AUGGCGGUGUGCAUCGCAGUGAUAGCGAAGGAGAAUUACCCCCUGUACAUCCGCAGUGUCCCCACCGAGGACGAGCUGAAGUUCCACUACAUGGUGCACACGUCGCUGGAUGUGGUGGACGAGAAGGUCUCGGCGCUGGGGAAGGCUCUCGUAGACCAGAGGGAGCUCUACUUGGGCCUGCUGUACCCCACUGAGGACCACAAGGUGUAUGGCUACGUGACCAACUCCAAGGUGAAGUUCGUGAUGGUGGUGGACUCCUCCAACACUGCGCUCCGGGACAACGAGAUACGCAGUAUGUUCCGGAAACUGCAUAAUUCCUACACUGAUGUUAUGUGCAACCCUUUCUACAACCCAGGAGACCGCAUUCAGUCGAGGGCCUUUGACAACAUGGUGACAUCCAUGAUGAUCCAGGUCUGCUGA
This is a messenger RNA of Orycteropus afer afer, 420 nucleotides long. It is a transcript of the gene TRAPPC2L, whose product is annotated as trafficking protein particle complex subunit 2L. Bases 1 to 420 code for a protein of 139 amino acids. The transcript has 5 exons. Gene Ontology annotation, biological process: endoplasmic reticulum to Golgi vesicle-mediated transport. Lineage: Eukaryota; Metazoa; Chordata; Mammalia; Tubulidentata; Orycteropodidae. Gene Ontology annotation, cellular component: nucleus; TRAPP complex; cytoplasm. The record is from RefSeq and is a predicted model, not a curated record.